AUGGUCAAGGGAGGUGUCGCAUUACUGGCCUUUGCUGGCCCGGCUCUGGCAGGAGUCAUUGCCCGCGGUGGAGAGCCUGACAUCAAAACCGUCGUCGGCCCCAACUACCCUGUGGGUACUGGUACGGCCCCGCCUCCCCCUCCUCCUAUCCAGUUUCCUACUGGUACUGCGCCUCAGCCCAAGCCUACCACCAGCCAUGGGACUGCUCCUAUUAAGCCUACCACCAGUCAUGGCACUGCUCCUAUCAAGCCUACCACCAGUCAUGGUACGGCCCCUAUCAAGCCGACUACCAGUCAUGGAACAGCUCCUAUCAAGCCGACUACCAGUCAUGGAACGGCCCCUAUCAAGCCGACUACCACUGACUACCAGCCAUGGAACGGCCCCUAUCCAGCCGACCACCAGCCAUGGAACUGCUCCUAUCACUACUACCAGCUUUGGUACCGCUCCUAUCAGGCCGGUCACUACUGA
Messenger RNA from Aspergillus neoniger CBS 115656, 468 nucleotides. It is a transcript of the gene cspA, whose product is annotated as putative cell surface protein. The transcript has 4 exons. Lineage: Eukaryota; Fungi; Ascomycota; Eurotiomycetes; Eurotiales; Aspergillaceae. Bases 1 to 468 code for a protein of 155 amino acids. The record is from RefSeq and is a predicted model, not a curated record.